CCUCCCCCAGAAUUGUGGCCACGCGCAGCGGCGGCGGUUGUUCCGCUUCCCCUCCGGCUCCGGCCGUCGCCAUUGCCGAAGGCUUCUUGCCCUCCCUUCCCGGGCGCCCGCGGGGCUUGGGCUGCCGCUCGGCCUAGUGGUAGCAGUGGCUGGGCUCCUGCGUGGCCCUUCUUCCCACCCCGCUAACCCCCAUCCCUACGCUCCCAACGCCGCGCGUUUUCCCGGGGCGGCUCCGGAGCCCCGCGGGAGCUCGGACGGAGGCGCCUCUUUGGGGCGGGACCUUUCCUCGCCUUGGGCUAUUUCCUAAUUCUGAAUCAUGUCUGAUAACGGAGAACUGGAAGAUAAGCCUCCAGCACCCCCUGUGCGUAUGAGCAGUACCAUUUUUAGCACUGGAGGCAAAGACCCUUUGUCAACCAAUCACAGUUUAAAACCUUUGCCAUCUGUUCCAGAGGAAAAAAAGCCCAGACAUAAAAUCAUCUCUAUCUUCUCAGGCACAGAGAAAGGAAGUAAGAAGAAAGAAAAGGAAAGGCCAGAAAUUUCUCCUCCAUCUGAUUUUGAGCACACCAUCCAUGUUGGCUUUGAUGCUGUUACUGGAGAAUUCACUGGCAUGCCAGAACAGUGGGCUCGAUUACUACAGACCUCCAAUAUCACUAAACUAGAGCAAAAGAAGAAUCCUCAGGCUGUGCUGGACGUCUUAAAGUUCUACGACUCCAACACAGUGAAGCAGAAAUACCUGAGCUUUACUCCUCCUGAGAAAGAUGGUUUCCCCUCCGGAGCACCAGCACUGAAUACAAAGGUUUCAGACACAUCUGCAGCAGUAGCAGAGGAAGACGAUGAUGAUGAAGAGGCUGCUCCUCCUGUUAUUGCCCCACGGCCAGAUCAUACGAAAUCAAUUUAUACACGCUCUGUCAUUGACCCUAUUCCUGCACCAGUUGGUGAUUCCAGUGUUGACAGUGGUGCCAAGUCUUCAGACAAACAAAAAAAGAAGACCAAGAUGUCAGACGAAGAGAUUACAGAGAAAUUAAGAACUAUUGUCAGCAUAGGUGACCCCAAGAAAAAGUAUACAAGAUAUGAAAAAAUUGGGCAAGGGGCUUCUGGUACAGUUUUCACUGCUACUGAUGUGGCACUGGGACAGGAGGUUGCUAUCAAACAGAUAAAUUUACAGAAACAGCCCAAGAAGGAGUUGAUCAUUAAUGAGAUUCUGGUAAUGAAAGAAUUAAAGAAUCCCAACAUAGUUAACUUCUUAGACAGUUACCUGGUAGGAGAUGAAUUGUUUGUGGUAAUGGAGUACCUGGCUGGUGGGUCCCUUACUGAUGUCGUAACAGAAACCUGCAUGGAUGAAGCACAGAUUGCUGCUGUGUGCAGAGAGUGUUUACAGGCACUGGAGUUUUUACAUGCUAAUCAAGUGAUCCACAGAGACAUCAAAAGUGACAAUGUGCUUUUGGGGAUGGAAGGAUCGGUUAAACUUACUGACUUUGGUUUCUGUGCUCAGAUCACUCCUGAGCAAAGCAAGCGAAGUACCAUGGUUGGGACGCCUUACUGGAUGGCACCAGAGGUGGUUACACGGAAAGCUUAUGGCCCUAAAGUGGACAUUUGGUCUCUGGGUAUUAUGGCUAUUGAGAUGGUAGAAGGAGAACCUCCAUACCUCAAUGAAAAUCCCUUGCGGGCCUUGUACCUGAUAGCAACUAAUGGAACCCCAGAACUUCAGAAUCCAGAGAAACUUUCCCCAAUAUUUCGGGACUUCUUAAAUCGAUGUUUGGAGAUGGAUGUGGAAAAAAGGGGUUCAGCCAAAGAGUUGUUACAGCAUCCUUUCCUGAAACUGGCCAAGCCGUUAUCUAGUUUGACACCGUUGAUCAUGGCAGCUAAAGAUGCAAUGAAGAGUAACCGCUAACGUCAGUGCCGUGGCCUUGUAGUCUUUUUUUUCCAUUUUCUAUAAGAAGUCUUUUAAUAUAUGAAAAUUCUUACUCUUUUCGGGGGUUUGAAAGAAACUGUCUGCAUGAAACAUGGAAGAAUAAAGCAAACUACUCCCUGAAGACAACCAAGAGGAAAUUGCUAAACAGAAUUAUGACUCUGAAAUGAACCCCUUCUUUAGGGUCCAAAAGGAAGCAUGGAUUGAAUCACUAGCCUUUACACCUUUCGGCAAGCAGCCCAUCAGGCCCAUUUAUCAUGCUUGAGAUUUGCAUUUGAUUUUAUCUUGCUGACUUUGUUGUCAUAGAUCCCAUUCACUGUACCCUUUGGGGUAUUUUCAAUACUUGAAUGGCACAUUCGAGUUCUCAGAGUAUUUGUUUCAUCUGCCAGUGAUAUUUUCUCUUCUUAACUUUUCUUUUUCCUUGACUUGCUCCUUUUGAGUUUCAUUGAGAAGUUUUUCUCACCUAAAUUUAAGGCAGGUGUGAUAGAAAUUAUAUAUCUGUUUUUAUCAGCAAAGGGGCUAGAUAUGGUUGAAGUUUUUAUAGAAGUUAGGACCAGCUAUUGUUACAUGUACUAUUCCCAGUUCAGAACUUGAACUGAAAAGAGGGAAAAGUAUGUGAUUUUUACCUUUUUUAAACAAAUGUGAAAGAGUCCGUUUUAGAAAUCUCAUGGUAGUGAGUUGUUUGGCUUUUGUUACAUGUAUAGAGAAAGACUAAUAAUCUAUAUUUAUAACUAAAUCAUUGAAUCAGAAUAAGACUCCCAUUGACUAUUUGUUCCCACAGUUUUGUCUUCCUUUCUGCCUGUCUUCUCUUCAGACUUGGCUUCUGGAACCAAAGUGAUUUACUUCUUGGGCUUUAUGACUUUGGUUGGUGCCACUGCCUUCUCUUUCCUCCUCCUCCCUCCUUUCCUUCAUUUUGCAAAUAGGUUUCUGUAUAUGUUGUAAUUUUAGAUGUAGGUUGUUUGUUUCCUUAAAUUAACUCCACCCUGCCCCUGAGGCAAACAAUAAGAUAACCAUUGAAUUUGUAGAAUUUAAAAGUUUAACUUUUCCUUC
Molecule: messenger RNA, 2959 nt
Organism: Chrysochloris asiatica (Cape golden mole)
Lineage: Eukaryota; Metazoa; Chordata; Mammalia; Afrosoricida; Chrysochloridae
Gene: PAK2
Product: p21 protein (Cdc42/Rac)-activated kinase 2
Exons: 15
Coding region: 317-1891 (524 amino acids)
Biological process (GO): regulation of MAPK cascade; protein phosphorylation; intracellular signal transduction
Cellular component (GO): cytoplasm
Molecular function (GO): ATP binding; protein serine/threonine kinase activity
Source: RefSeq, a predicted model, not a curated record